AUGGCGAACCCACUCGACACCGAUGCGGGCUCCGAGCUUUUUAGCACCUACGAAGCCGAGUUGAAACUCGUCCAGGCAGACGUGAAUCAGAAGUUGGACCAAAUCCCCGAACUCACGGGGGAGGAGAGAAAGGUUGCGAUACGAGCCGCGGAGAGGGCUCUUGAUGAGGCCAAGGAGUUGCUUGACCAGAUGAACCUGGAGAAAUCCAACAUCCCGACCUCCCAGCGGAGCAAAGUGAACUCGCGCUUCCGCAACCACCAGUCCGAUAUCGAUACCCUGGCACGAAAACUGAAAUCGCUCGCCGAAUCCGAGCGGAAACAACUCUUCGGCGACAGGUACACAGACGACCCAGAAGGGGGCCCAAGAGAUGCGCAGCUUGAACAGCGCCAGCAGCUCCUCUCGGGCACAGAGCGACUAGGACGGAGUUCCGACCGGUUAAGAGAGUCGCAACGGAUAGCGCUCGAGACGGAGCAGAUUGGAGCGUCUACACUGGCAGAUCUACACCAACAGAGGAAUGUGAUUGAAAACACACACCGAAAUCUAUUGCAGAGCGAGGGCUACGUGGAUCGAAGUGUGAAGACGCUUCGCGGGAUGGCGCGCAGGUAA
This is a messenger RNA of Fonsecaea nubica, 606 nucleotides long. RefSeq lists its product as hypothetical. Gene Ontology annotation, biological process: macroautophagy; vesicle fusion with Golgi apparatus; retrograde transport, endosome to Golgi. The transcript has 2 exons. Gene Ontology annotation, cellular component: late endosome membrane; SNARE complex; endoplasmic reticulum membrane. Gene Ontology annotation, molecular function: SNAP receptor activity; SNARE binding. Lineage: Eukaryota; Fungi; Ascomycota; Eurotiomycetes; Chaetothyriales; Herpotrichiellaceae. The record is from RefSeq and is a predicted model, not a curated record. Bases 1 to 606 code for a protein of 201 amino acids.